CCCAUCCAUCCGGUUCCUUCUCUCUCUCUCUCUCUUUUCUCUUACGUAUAUAAACCAUUCUCCAUCCCACUUCUCUCAAUUCAUCCACAACUAUCUCACUUCACUCUUCUUCACAAACACUCACCACCAACACAAACAAACAAUCCAUCACAAUGUCUGGCCUCAACCCCGGUGACAGCUUCCCCUCCGACGUCGUCUUCUCCUACAUCCCCUGGACUGAGGAGAAGGGUGACAUCCAGGCUUGCGGUAUCCCCAUCAACUAUCACGCCUCCAAGGAGUGGGCCGACAAGAAGGUCGUCCUCUUCGCUCUCCCCGGUGCUUUCACUCCCGUCUGCUCUGCUCGCCACGUCCCCGAGUACGUUGAGAAGCUCCCCGAGCUCCGCGCCAAGGGUGUCGACGUCGUUGCCGUCCUCGCCUACAACGAUGCCUACGUUAUGAGCGCCUGGGGCAAGGCCAACAACGUCACCGGUGAUGACAUCCUCUUCCUUUCCGACCCCGAGGCUCGUUUCUCCAAGAGCAUCGGCUGGGCUGAUGAGGAGGGCCGCACUGGCCGCUACGCCAUCAUCCUCGACCACGGCAAGGUCACCUACGCUAAGCGCGAGCCCGCUAAGAACCACCUCGAGUUCUCGAGCGCCGAGACCAUCCUCAAGAACCUGUAAAUGCACCAACGAAUCAUAGAGGUUGCAUGGGCUUGAUAGAUGGCGUUGACCUUUAGCUGGUGGGAUAAUGACCUGGAAAAGAGGUAAUAGAAAAGUCAUGUUAGAGCUAGACUUCCCACUAGAUAGUUGAAGAAAUUCAACGC
Aspergillus homomorphus CBS 101889 is the source of this 802-nucleotide messenger RNA. Its product is annotated as peroxiredoxin family protein. Gene Ontology annotation, biological process: cell redox homeostasis; hydrogen peroxide catabolic process; cellular response to oxidative stress. Lineage: Eukaryota; Fungi; Ascomycota; Eurotiomycetes; Eurotiales; Aspergillaceae. Bases 153 to 659 code for a protein of 168 amino acids. The transcript is spliced from 4 exons. The record is from RefSeq and is a predicted model, not a curated record. Gene Ontology annotation, molecular function: thioredoxin peroxidase activity. Gene Ontology annotation, cellular component: peroxisome; cytoplasm; mitochondrion.